This is a messenger RNA of Populus euphratica (Euphrates poplar), 1251 nucleotides long. RefSeq names its product Reticulon family protein. Bases 337 to 966 code for a protein of 209 amino acids. Lineage: Eukaryota; Viridiplantae; Streptophyta; Magnoliopsida; Malpighiales; Salicaceae. The transcript has 4 exons. Gene Ontology annotation, biological process: response to bacterium. The record is from RefSeq and is a predicted model, not a curated record.
GAGUAUAAAACAAAAGAGCUGAAAAGAAAGAAAGCUAGGGGCGGUCUGACGCUUUUAGGCUGGAUGCUGAGGCCACCAACCGCAUCUUUUGACAGCCUUCCAUUCCAUCGAUGAUACAUCAGGCAUACUAGUCCUACACUGGAUUGAACCUCCCUGAUCACCUGAAUGAACAAUAGAAUACAAUACAAAACGAAAGAAAAGGAUAUAUUACUAGUAUAUAAAAAGGCUAAGAGGACCUUUUAUUUCUCUCUUUUUUGAACAUCAUCUCAAAGAUACCUGUUUUUGGUUUCUUUAUUUCUUUUGGUGUUUAGAGAUCUGAAACCGGAUUCUAUCUAAAUGGGUUCAUCCAGUCGAUUGUUUAACAGACAAAGAACUGUUCAUGAGAUCUUUGGAGGAGGUUUUGUGGCGGAUGUGAUACUGUGGAGGCAAAUGAAUAUUACACUUGGGAUACUUCUAGUUACUCUAUCUUCUUGGGUGGUGUUUGAGAGAUCCGGUUACACUCUUCUAUCACUUGUUUCUAGUGUUCUCCUCCUCCUUGCUGUCAUUCUCUUUCUCUGGGCCAAAUCUGCUGCAAUUCUUAAUCGACCUGCUCCACCUUUACCACGGUUUCAUCUGUCUGAAGAAACAGUGACUGAGGUUGCUUCUUUGAUCCGCACUCGCUUGAAUGCUUUGCUCUCAAUUUCCCAGGACAUUGCCUUGGGUAAGGAUACAAAGUUGUUCUUGAAGGUAGCUGCAUAUCUGUUGCUGAUAUCUGUUGUUGGUGGCUUGACUGAUUUUCUUACUCUGGGUUACGCCAGCCUUCUGAUCGUUCUGACAAUUCCAGCGCUCUAUGAGAGAUAUGAAGAUUAUCUUGAUAGAUAUGCAGGGAUGGUGUUCAAGAAAUCACACCAAUUGUAUCUGAAAGUUGAUGUUGAGUGUAUUGGCAGAGUCCAAAAUUGGAUUUUGGAGAGGCAGAAACUAAGUUGAUUAUCAUUUUUCUUCUUAUGGGAUUUGUUAUGUUUUGUGAGGUAAGGUGCCGAGGAGUGCUUAGGGUGGGCACCAUGAUCUAUGAGCUUUGGGUGUGGGAGAUUGCUCUUUUUUGUUUUGGUCCUUUUUUGAAACAAUUUCUUUCCUCUUUGUACCUUCAUUCCUAGCCGGAGUUUCUCGGCAUCAAUUGGAGCAGAAGAGACCCUGUAUAUCUCAGAAGGCAAUAUGGCUUUUUUUGCACUCAGCUACAACACUUUAAUAUAUUCUCCCUUAUUUUUAUAUUUA